CCUUAAUUAACUAGUACCUCAUUACUAUUAAGAUUAUUCUUACACAACAUUUAUUCACAUAUGGGAGCCCCUACAUAUUAAUAAUAUGUGGCAGCAACUUAAGUAUUCAAUCUCAAUACAUAAAUAUUCAUUUAUGUAUCCACAUAAUUGAUACAUGUGGAAAAUGCCUAUUUCACUAAAUAGUUCAUUUAUAACUCAUAACAAUAAUUAUUAUUAUUAUUAUUAUUAUUAUUCACUUAACCGUAAACAAGGCUAACAAAUUCUGUAAACUCGCCAUGGAUGUUGAGGCCGCGGAGCUCCAGGACUGGGAAGUUCUCUUACCCGACCCGAUUUCGACUGAUUCGGGUUUAGGUGAUUCUGAUGAGAGCCCAAAGGCUUUUGAAGAAAUCGGAGCCGACUCUGUAGGUACUGUACAUGCCAAUUACUUCUCUUUAGGUACUAGGGAGAGUUAGGGGGUGUUUGGAACUGAUUCUGCUUCUGCUUCUUUUUUAAAAGCAGAAGCAGAAUCAGAAUCAGUUUUCAGAAGCUGGUACCUCUCAGCUUCUAAAAAAACUGAUUCUGAGAGUAAAUUAGAGCUCCAGAAGUGCUUCUGUAAUUUCACCCAAACACUCCAGCUUCUGCUUCUGCUCCCUGAAGGAGCAGAAUCAGUUUUGAGAAUUAGAUCCAAACACCCCUUAUAUGGGCAGUGUUGCUGAUGUCAAUGUGAGCGAGGCGGGUUCCGAGGCCUCUGACAGUCCGAGUUGGAUUGAUCCCAGGUCGGAGGCCGGAUACCCGAGGGAGGAAUCCGGAGAGUCUUGGCCCGACUCGGGCAGUGACGGGUCGGAGGAUCGGGCAGUGACGGUUCGAGAGGGUUUUGAUGGGAUCCAGGAGAUAAGAUGUGGGUGCGGGAAGAACGAUUCUGGUGAUGGAUUGAAGAUUGAGCAGUUUGAAGAGUCCCCCGGAAUUGAAGGAGAUGCAGAUUUGGAAGCUGCGGGACAAAAGAACGAAUCUGAAGCUGUGGAAAGUGCGUGGAAGAAGCCAGAUGAAGUAAAGAGGAGUAGAAGUGUGGUGUGGUGGAAGGUACCUUUUGAUUUUCUCAAGUAUGGUGUUGUGUUCAGAUCUAGUCCUAUCUGGAACUUCUCGGUGGCUGCGGCUGCUGCUUUAGGCCUUGCUUUUUUGGGCCAAAGGUUGAUGUAUAAGAUGAUGGUGAAUAAGAAGAAGAAGAAGAAAGUCAAGAACUUGGAGCUGAAUAUCACAGUGGAUGACAAGAAGGUGUCUCAGUUCAUGAGCGGUACCACACGUCUUAGUGAAGCAUUUUCCAUGGUGAAGCGGGUCCCUGUGAUCCGAUCACAGUUGCCGGCAGCUGCAGUUAUUCCAUGGCCUAUAAUAGCUUUGGUAUAGGAUGUAAAAACGUUUCAGGGAAACAUGGUUUAUAUAAUUCUCUAUGUUGUAUUUUCUGCUUUUGUAUAAUAUACACUCCUUAUACUAUGUACGUAUACCCUACCCUACACAUGAAUCAACUUCAGUGUAAACGUCAGCAGACGUGUACAGUUCGGAUG
Messenger RNA from Cuscuta epithymum, 1538 nucleotides. Lineage: Eukaryota; Viridiplantae; Streptophyta; Magnoliopsida; Solanales; Convolvulaceae. The record is from the annotation of a GenBank genome assembly.